Molecule: messenger RNA, 1042 nt
Organism: Paramacrobiotus metropolitanus
Lineage: Eukaryota; Metazoa; Tardigrada; Eutardigrada; Parachela; Macrobiotidae
Product: soma ferritin-like
Exons: 4
Coding region: 195-728 (177 amino acids)
Biological process (GO): iron ion transport; intracellular iron ion homeostasis
Cellular component (GO): cytoplasm
Molecular function (GO): ferric iron binding; ferrous iron binding
Source: RefSeq, a predicted model, not a curated record
CUGACUUGUAAUAUCAGGCCACGUACUCUGUACAUCAUAAAUCUCUUACUAUCAUCAGCCAGUCAACAUAAAUAAUAUUUGUUGACUACCUCAAGAUCCUUUCUGACAGUAUAUCUGUACCAUCAGCUGCUUGUGCACGAGUAGAAACGUCUUUUUUAUUGCUUGAUUAAGUACGUUCAACCAAGGAAGCAAACAUGGGUGCUCCGGGAAAUCUGAGUUUAUGCCGUCAGAACUAUCAUGUGGAAUGCGAAGCUGCGGUUAACCGCCAGAUUAAUAUGGAACUAACCGCCUCGUAUUUUUAUUCGUCGUUGUCGGCAUACUUCGAUCGGGAUGAUGUUGCACUACGUGGAUUCGUCAAAUACUUCAAGGAUUGCAGCGAUGCCGAACGCGAAGACGCCAGCAAGUUGAUUCAUUACCAGACACUUCGAGGAGGACGCCUGGUGCUGGGAGAUAUAAAGAGAGCUGAACGUGAUGAAUGGGGUGUGGGACUGGACGCCAUGCAGGCCAGUUUGGAAAUGCAGCGCCGGAUUAACGCGUCCCUCUUGGAACUGCAGGAAAUUGCCGGGCGUCAUAAAGAUCCACACAUGACGGACUUUUUGGAAGAGGAGUUUCUACGCGCACAAGCUGAACGGAUGAAGAAGAUGGCCGAUCACAUAACCAAUCUCAAGCGCGUCGGUCCGGGCUUGGGUGAAUACCAGUUUGACCAUGUUGCGCUGCAAGAAUCAUGAACCCUGAUCCCGCUGCUAGUCUCUGCAUCCCGUUCAAAAAGAUGAAUGUGAUUCUGUCCCAUUGUAAUAACGACUGCUUACAUUAACUUCCGGUUACAGUAGUGCUGUCCAAACGUUUAACGAUAACUGACCAACACAGCAUGUUGACUGACCAUUGAAAUGCUCCCUCUACUGCGUCUUUGACAAGAUUCUAGUUAUUUGUUUGAGCAGAGACCGUGUUAAUAUGCGUACCGGUUUCUUUGUACGUUUUUCACCGAAUGUUCAGCAUGUUAUUUUGCGUUUAAUUACCAGUAAAUAAAUUACUAAAACUAUAA